AUGCUGCAACAUGAUGACGUCACUGCUACUGCAGCUGCCGGUGCUUGUGCUGGUGGAACAGCUGUUGCUGCAGGGGAGGGAGGGCACGCUAGCAUCAGGAGCACGGUAGACGCGGAGGAGCCACCAACUGUUGUUGCCCCACAAUCGCCCCGCAUCCCACCCCUCUCCGUCAAGCUUCCGCUCACUGCAUUCCUGCACUCUAGGCCGCGCAAAGCCUCGUCACCCUCACAGCAGGCCACGUCACCCUCACAGCAGGCCACGUCACCCUCACAGCAGGCCAUGAAUGUAGAUUCCAGCCUCUGCAUCGGUACUCUCGCCGACCCUUCUUCGCCCCCGGGCAGCCUGCGCAAGUCUCUGCUGCUCGCAGAAAUGUUUGUUGCUGCCCGCCGGUCUGCUCCUGUGUUCCAAGCCUACCUAGCAGACAAGUCAGGAGGACACGUGGUGGCGUCUGAUUGGUCGACGCAGCUCCCAAGGCACCUGGCGGAGGGAGUGCUAGGGGCGUUUGAGUGGGUGGCCGUGGGGCUCGAGAAGGCUGCAGAGGCAGCAGCGGCGGCGGCACGCCCGAAGCAGUCUACCAGGCAGCAGCUGGCCGCUCUCCUCCUGUCCCCGCGCCACAAGGCCGCUCCGCUUGCCUCCCCACGCAGGGCAUCCCCGCCGCUCCUCUCCCCCCGCAAAUCGUCCCCGCCACCCGCCUCUCCGCGUGCCAGCUCGCCUGUGGGCGGGCAGGGGGAUCCCAAGGCGCUGGCCGUGGUGGUGCGCGUGGUGGCGCACGUGGCGGCGUAUGCUGACUGGGACACUCCUGCUCCGUUCGUCCCUCCACCCGACCCUGAUGCGCCCACAGCUUUGGUCCGAACCUAUGGAGGAGCCUUGGCAAGCAUCUUCAGGGAGUUUGGAGGAGCGGGGGGAGGAGGAGAUACAGGAGGAGAGGGAGGAGGGGGAGUGGCCGAGCAGGGUGUGACUAUAACGGGGGUGACUGAACGGAUAGUGGGGGCGCUAAUGGGGGUUGUGGAGGGGAAGGCGGCUGCAUGUGAUGAUGACGUCACCAGGGCACUGUUCAUGCUCAACAACACAUGCAUCAUCCAGCAGUAA
Closterium sp. Naga37s-1 is the source of this 1089-nucleotide messenger RNA. The record is from the annotation of a GenBank genome assembly. NCBI's taxonomy places the organism in Eukaryota, Viridiplantae, Streptophyta, Zygnematophyceae, Desmidiales, Closteriaceae.